Messenger RNA from Arachis ipaensis, 2489 nucleotides. Lineage: Eukaryota; Viridiplantae; Streptophyta; Magnoliopsida; Fabales; Fabaceae. The record is from RefSeq and is a predicted model, not a curated record.
CAACCUCAUCACCAUUCUCAUCAAUUAACUCAUCUCUCGUUACAUGAAUCAUACUCUCUGUGGUAGCCCAACAAUGGAUGCCUAAGCGUGACUAAGGGGUUGAUUUGCCAUUGACGGGAUGACGCGUGGCGAGCGGAUUAAGUGAGGAUAGAUGGCUGUUAUGCAGUAAUGUGUAAUUAGAAUGUGAAACGCCGUAAGUGUGGGAAGUUUACUGCGAUGGUAAAAGGGGAAAUGCAAUGCCAAUAGGAUCCACAAAAAACUGAAAAAGCCAUUAAUGGAGCAACAACAAAGAAUACUGUGACUGUGGAAGAAAAUGGUCGCCGACAACAUCACCGUUGCGGGCACCAUCACGGAGGAGAUGAUCCUGGAAAACGCGAUGGAGGACGGAGAAGGACUGGACGGAGCAGCGACGGAGAUGUUGAUCGAAGGCACCGAGGGGCGGCGAUGACACCUGAAUCGUCUUCUCUGACCUUCGAAGAACACAUAGGGCGUCUAGAGUAGGAUCCUGUUGGGUUGGAGUGUUAUCCGGUUCGGGUCGGGUCAUUUUUUACCUGGACCCUGUCAAUAGAAAAAGGAAAAAGAUUUAAAAAUUACACCGGCGCUCAUUUGUUAUCCUUAUAUUCACCACAUACAUCAUCCAAUUAAAAUCGUCCAUUAUCAAGUGCAUGCCAUACAUAUCAAAAGCACCACCAUGUCUAUUUUUUCAUCAGCUUCGGUUCCAGCGAUGACUUCCACUCAACAUGCCCCUUCUAACUCAAAGCGACACACUGCAAAUUUUCCUCCUAGCAUUUGGCACGAUACUUUCCUCAAAUAUGCUGAUUCUGAAUCCGUCGAUGCAGCGAAUGAAAACAUGACGCAACAAAUUGAAAUAUGUAAAGAGGAAGUGAAGAAGAUUUUUCUAUCUUCAACCAAUAUCUCACAAAAAUUAAAUAUUAUCGACUCAAUGCAACGAUUGAGUAUAUCUUAUCAUUUUGAACGUGAGAUUAAUGAAGCAUUAGAACAAAUUCAAAAUAUUUUCAUCAACAAUACACUCAACAUAGAAGAAGGUGACUUACACUUUGGAUUACUCUUUCGUUUGCUUAGACAAAAACUUAAGACGACUAAUAUAGAUAUAUUCAACAAAUUCAAGAACAAUAAAGGAAAGUUCAAUGAGACCAUUACCGAAGAUGUUCAGGGAUUAUGGAACUUAUAUGAAGCAGCACAAUUAAGUGUUCAUGGAGAAGAUUUAUUAGAUGAAGCACGUGAUUUUACAUACACUAACCUCAAGUCCAUGAUCACCAAUAAUAAGUUGAGCACAUAUCUUGCUAAGCAAAUUGAUCAGAGUUUAAUGCUACCUUUUCACAAGGGAGUUGCAAGAAUAGAGGCAAGAUGUUAUAUGUCUUUCUAUGAAGAGGAUCCUUCUCACAACAAAGUUCUUUUAACUUUUGCAAAAUUAGAUUUUAAUGUUUUACAGAAAAUGCAUCAAAAAGAACUUGGAAAUAUUACCAGGUGGUGGAAAAAAUCAGAUUUUGCAACUAAAGUUCCUUAUGCUAGAGAAAGGGUGGUUGAGGCAUACCUUUGGCCAUUUUCUAUGUCUUCAGAGCCUAAACAUAGCACUCAUAGAAGGAUUGUGGGCAAAAUGACUGCAUGUAUGUGUCUUCUUGAUGAUACUUAUGAUGCUUAUGGCACAGUGGAAGAACUUGAGCUCUUCACAGAGGCAAUCAAAAGAUGGAAUAUUAAUCCGAUCAAAUCUCUUCCAACAUGUUUCAAAGUGGUCUUUAACGCAAUUUCAGAAGUUGUGGAUGAAAUUGAAUCAGCACUAGUAGAUGCGAAAAAAUCAACCCUAGUAUUGAAAAAUGUUAAACAAGCGUUUCUAAAUUUGGCAGAAGCAUACUUGUUGGAAGCAAAAUGGUGCAAUGAGGAUUAUGUUCCAACAUAUGAUGAAUACAAGGUUAAUGGAGCUAUAUCUUCUGCAUUGCCACUUCACAUAGUAGCAUUUGUUGGUCUUGGUGAAUUUGCAACCAAAGAAGUCUUUGAUUGGAUUUUUAGCGAUCCAACAACAAUCAUAAAAGCUGUAUCACUUGUUGGCAGACUCAAGGAUGAUCUGGCUUCACAUAAGUUUGAGCGGGAAAGAGAUCAUGUUGCUUCAGCAGUUGAAUGCUGCAUGAAACAAUAUGGAAUUUCACAAGAAGAGACAAACAAACUCAUUCAAAAGGAAAUCAAAGAUUUUUGGAAGGAUAUAAAUGAAGUGUGCCUCAAUCCAAAUAAUGAUAUUCCAAAGGCAGUGCUUGAAUGUAUUGUUAAUUUGGGACGUAUAUCUGAGUUUACAUAUGCAAAUUUUCAAGACAGAUUCACAAACGGAGAGUUUAUGAAAGAACGUGUUUCUGAGCUACUUUUAGAUCCCAUCACUAUCUACUAGAGUUUUAUAAAUUAUACACAAAAUGCUGCUGAAGAUGUAUUUGAAAUAGGGGUGAGGGCGUGAGGCUAUAUAUAUAGUAGUCGUCCUAAAU